Messenger RNA from Rhododendron vialii, 942 nucleotides. RefSeq names its product large ribosomal subunit protein eL19x. Gene Ontology annotation, molecular function: structural constituent of ribosome; RNA binding. Bases 90 to 728 code for a protein of 212 amino acids. The record is from RefSeq and is a predicted model, not a curated record. NCBI's taxonomy places the organism in Eukaryota, Viridiplantae, Streptophyta, Magnoliopsida, Ericales, Ericaceae. The transcript is spliced from 5 exons. Gene Ontology annotation, biological process: translation. Gene Ontology annotation, cellular component: cytosolic large ribosomal subunit; ribosome.
GACGACCUAGGUAUAAAACCUUAUCCUCACCUCACACUCCGUCUUCUUUCCAUUCGUAGCUUCAAGAGAGAGGAGAGAGAGAGAGAGAGAUGGUGACUCUCAAGCUUCAGAAGCGGCUCGCCGCCAGCGUCCUCAAGUGCGGCAGGGGAAAGGUUUGGCUCGAUCCAAAUGAAUGCAACGAAAUCUCCAUGGCCAACUCUCGCCAAAACGUACGGAAGCUGGUCAAGGAUGGUUUUAUCAUUAGGAAACCAACCAAGAUUCACUCCCGAUCCCGUGCGCGCAGAAUGAAGGAGGCCAAGCGAAAGGGACGUCAUUCUGGAUAUGGUAAACGUAAGGGUACAAGGGAGGCAAGGUUACCCACAAAAAUACUGUGGAUGAGGAGGUUGCGUGUGCUCAGGCGCUUGCUCCGCAAGUACAGGGAAUCAAAGAAGAUUGACAAGCACAUGUACCAUGACAUGUACAUGAAGGUGAAGGGUAACGUGUUCAAGAACAAGAGGGUGCUAAUGGAGAGCAUCCACAAGUCCAAGGCUGAGAAAGCUAGAGAAAAGACGUUGGCUGACCAAUUUGAGGCCAAGCGUGCAAAGAACAAGGCUAGCAGGGAAAGGAAGUUUGCUAGGAGAGAGGAACGGCUGGCCCAGGGACCAGGAGAGAAAGCACCUCAAGCUCCAGCUGCAGCAGCUGCACCCACAGCUCAACCCGCUCAGGCAUCCAAGAAAUCCAAGAAGUGAGAUCUGCAAUGAUGGAUACUGAGGAUUUAGAACACAUUGUUAUCUUGUGUUCUGGUUAUUAUCAUAGUUCAGUGAUUUUUGACCUAUUAUGUUUUUCAUUUUGUCUUGGUUAUUUUGUCGAACAGUGUUAUUUUCAUGUUGAAGGAAGAUUGUUAAGAUAUUUGAUACUUCCCAGUUUGUGUUCAUCUAUGUUAAAGUCGGUUCCUUUCAUUUC